Trichobilharzia szidati is the source of this 676-nucleotide messenger RNA. NCBI's taxonomy places the organism in Eukaryota, Metazoa, Platyhelminthes, Trematoda, Strigeidida, Schistosomatidae. The record is from the annotation of a GenBank genome assembly.
CGGCUUUUGAAAACUUUCCACGGAAUUUUCAAAAGCGAUGUCUGUUUCCGCGCGUCGAAAUACUUCAUGUCUAUGUAGAAUAAAAAGUGGCUACGAAGAUAGAAGAAAUGGAGUAUCAUUUGUUAUACAUAGGAAUGGUGAUUCGUUCAACCCUGGAAGACGAAUUUUUAUAAAUCAUCGACUAGCUUUAACAUGGAGUUCUUUUAUGGAGCAGCUGCGUAAGCGUUUGGGACAGUAUGUACCAGCCAUUCGAUGCAUUGUUUCUCCGAAUUCUGGAACUCAAAUACGAGAUGUUAGCGAACUGCAGGAGAAUCAUAGGUACAUCGCAGUACCUAGAGGCGAAGUUCUGAAACUAUUAGAUUAUCAAAAGAUUGAUGAAAAGGCCCGACAUCCAUCGAAAAGUCGUACAUCAUCAGAAUUGUUUGAAAAAUAUUGGCGAAAACGGCAUAUUCGACUUCGCAGUCAAAUGGGUAGAAUAUCGGAUGGAUUUGGACGAAAUGUUAAAGUGAUAUUUGUUUAUCGGAAUGGUGAUACAUUUACACCAGCUAUACGCGUACACCUAAGACCUAUUCAAACAAUGGAUUUUGAAUUGAUAAUGCGUGCUAUUGAAGAUUGUGUUGUUCUACCACAGGGCAAAGCUGUUCGAAGGUAGAUUCAUAUUUACUUGGUUAUGUCA